CUCCAGCACCGUCUUAGCGUCCAUACAUCAAUCUCCAUUCGGUGCCCGCCGCCGCCUCCGCCUCCGCCGCCGACCUCCUUUCCACUCUUUCACCCCUCACUCCUUCCUCUCAGCUCAGUCUCACUCGUUCCUACCACUGAGCGAGCUCGGAAAUCCUUCAGAUGAACCAUCACUAUCACCUGCAGUCUCCGUCCAAGUCCCGGCCUUCCCUUCUCUUCCCCCGCGAGCCCCAAUUCCGCGUCUACAAGCGCCGCCGCCUCAAGCCGAUCCCCGUCCGCCCCCUCCGCUGCCUCCACCUCACCUUCCAGUCCCAGUUCGAGAACCUCCUCCACUCCCUCGCCUCCCAGUUCCCCCCCAAUGACCUCCUCCCCUCAGCCCUCGCUUUCGCGUCCGGCGCCGCCCUCUCCAUCUCCCAAGGCUUCGCCGGCCGCGGCAGCUUGGGCUCGCAUCGCCGCGACAUCGGAGAGUGGAUCCUCUUCUCCAGCCCGACUCCUUUCAACAGGUUCGUUCUCCUCCGCUGCCCUUCCAUCUCGUUCGUGGGGAGCGAGCUGCUCGAGGACGUCAAUGAGCGGCUCGUGAAGGAGGACAGGCACUUCGUGAAGCUCAGUUCCGGCAGGAUGCAAGUGAGGAUCCCCGAGGUUGAUCACAGAAGGAAGGAUUCCGAGCCGAAGUUGGAGUACCAGAGGUUGUGUAUUGGGGCGGAGGAUGGAGGAGUGAUUUCCCUCGAUUGGCCGGCGAAUUUGGACCUGAAGGAGGAGAGGGGAUUGGACUCUACUCUGCUGCUGGUGCCCGGGACGGCUGAGGGGAGUAUGCAUGAGGACGUGAGGGCUUUCGUGCUUGAGGCUCUGCAGCGAGGUUUCUUCCCCGUGGUUAUGAACCCGAGAGGGUGUGCUGGGUCACCUCUUACUACUGCAAGGUUAUUUACAGCUGCUGACAGCGACGAUAUCUCCACAGCGAUUCACUUUAUCAGUAAAGCAAGACCGUGGACGACACUGAUGGGUGUUGGCUGGGGUUUCGGGGCAAAUAUGCUGACAAAGUACCUUGCAGAAGUUGGAGAGAAAACACCGCUUACUGCUGCAACUUGCAUAAAUAAUCCUUUCGAUUUGGAGGAGGCCACAAGGUCGUUUCCAUAUCAUGUUGCAAUUGACGAGAAGCUUGCUGGUGGACUAAAAGAUAUUUUGCGAGCCAAUAAGGAGCUCUUUCAAGGCAAGGCAAAAGGGUUUGAUGUAGAAAAGGCCCUGUCGACAAACUCUGUCCGUGACUUUGAGAGAGCAAUAUCUAUGGUACCAUAUGAAUUUGAGGCAGUAGAAGACUUCUAUUCCAGAUCAAGCACACGAGAUUUGGUCGGGAAUGUUAAGGUUCCUGUACUUUUUAUACAGAACGAUGAUGGAACAGUGCCACUUUUCUCAAUUCCUCGUGGAAAGAUAGCUGAAAAUCCAUACACAAGUCUGCUUCUAUGUUCGUGUUUGCCAUCUGCUAAUACUGGCAAUACAUAUGCUCUCUCCUGGUGUCAGCAUCUCACAGUCGAGUGGCUUGCAGCAGUGGAACUUGGACUUCUUAAAGGUCGACAUCCUCUUUUGAAAAAUAUAGAUAUUAGCAUUAACCCUUCGAAAGGUCUCUCUCUGGUUGAAGGCAAUAUAUCCAAUCAGAGCACUAAAAUCAACAAGUUCCUCGAACUUGAUGAGGUAGAUGAGUAUUCCAUUGGUAAAAUGAGUGGGAUGCUUGAAGAUGGUGAUAUUACAGCCACUCCAAUCUUCGGCUCCAUGAAAGAUCAACAAAGAGAAUUGGGAAAAGUAAACGAUGUAGCUAAGGUUGUAAAAGAUGGAGGGUUGCAGCAGAGUAGUUCUGUUGAUGCAGAGUUGGUCAAGGGAGAGGGAGAGAGCUCUAUGGAUACUGAAAGAGGACAGGUGCUACGAUCAGCUGAAGUGGUUUUGAACAUGCUUGAUGUUACUAUGCCUGGAGUGCUGACAGAAGAUAAAAAAAUGAAGGUUCUGACUGCUAUGAGCCAAGGUGAGACACUCAUGAAGGCUUUACAUGAUGCGGUGCCCGAAGAUGUUCGCGGAAAGAUUACCCAUGCAGUAUCGGGAGUUCUGCAAGCACAAGGGGCUAACUUGAAGCUGAAUAAAUUAGACACUGGUCAUAUUCCUAAUUUCUCCCCAAUGUCGAAGGCAAAAAAAGAAGAGUCUGUUCAUGAUAUUUCUAGCCAAAUCGCAUCCUCUAAGGAUAAUCAGUCCUCGGAUCAGAUGGCCAAGGCUGAAGACUCAGGCUCAGAAAAUGGUUCUUUUAAUGGCGAUCAGCUGAGGCAUUCUUCUGGAUUGGAGUCAGAGCUCCAAUCUUCGGGUAAAUCAGCUAGCAGUUUUGAAGAUGAAACAAAAAGUACUGGUGAAUCGGAAAAUAGUUUCGACUCUGAGGAGCUUUCCAGAGAAAAAGCUUCUGAUUCGUCUAUUCCAAGUAGAGCUGAGACAGCAAGUGGGUCGGAAGAUAUGACUGCUGAUGCUCUUGCUGAUUCAGCAGCAAAAGAAUUGGUAGACAGGCAGAAGAGUGAGGAGAGAAGUCCAGAUUCUUUAUCAGAGGAAAAGAAUAUGACAUCGCCCAAAGUUGCAGAAGACGUUCAGUCAUCAUCUGAAUUUUCUUCGGAGGUCCCAAAUGCAGAAAAGGACAAGAAUGAUGAUCAAAAGAAAGAAAACAAAAGCAUGCAAUCUCCUUCAAACUCAACCCCUUCCUUCUCAGUGACAGAAGCACUAGAUGCCUUGACAGGGAUGGAUGAUUCUACCCAAGUGGCAGUGAAUAGCGUUUUUGGGGUGCUGGAAGAGAUGAUAUCUCAGUUGGAAGAAGGUUCAGACAAUGAAGAUGGAGAUGGAAAAGUUGUCAAGGACAAGGAGGUUGGUGCAUCAUCCCAGAAUCAGGAAAGAACCCAUGGCGUUUCUAUUGAAGAGAAAGAAGUUUCUAACAAGGAAUCAGGUUCAGAUUCUCAUCCCAAUGGGUUUCAUGAGGAGGAGCUAGCUCAAUAUUCAGGGAGGCAGGAUACAGUUAAUGGAAUAGGUAAAGGGGAAAACAUUGAGAGUAAUCAAUUAGUUAAUAGCCGAUUUUCAGAUACUAAUAAUGUUGACAAGCUUAGACUAUUAAAUGGUCUUCCAUUGUAUGCCACCACAAAACCUUAUGGGGGCUUGCUUCGUGAUGAAUAUAUACGCAGGUACCUCUUUUCAAAGCUUCCAACUAAGCCACUCGACAUGGACACAACUGCAGCCCUGCUGCUAGACUAUAUCCCUGAAGAAGGCCAGUGGAAGCUUUUAGAACCACCAGGAAGUAAUGGAGACUCUACUGGUAGUGUUGCUAGUACUACUGGGAUGGGUGUUAACCGCACAAUUAAGGAUGAAUCUUCUGCAAAUGUAGAUAUAGCGGAUGAAAUUAUUGAAACCACUUAUGUUGUAAUGGAUUCUGAAGAAGUACAGCCUCCAGUUAAAGAAUACGCGAUAAAAGAUAGAAUCAAAAAACAUGCCCAUACCAAUGACAUGGGAUCUUUCCAGCUAAUGCACUUCAUUAAGAAGAUCAUACUGGAUUGUUUAAAGGUUGAAGUUGAUCGCAGAAUGAAUGUAGAAGAUAAGAAGGAAAUGGAGCCUUCUCUUGCAGUAGAUUGUGAAUUAGUUGCCAAUGCUGUGUGCUCAGCUGUCAGUUGCGAUGAGGAUCUAGCUUUAGAUCUGAAAGCAAGGACUUACAGCAUUGACCAUUCUUAUGAGAAGAUUGGGACCCUACAUGGAGAGCUUAUAGUUGAAGCACUUUCAUCAGCUGUCCAGGAAACGAAUUAUCUGAAAAGAGUACUCCCUGUGGGUGUUGUUGUGGGUUCCUGCCUUGCUGCUUUGAGGGAGUUCUUCAAUGUGGUCAGUGCACAUGAUAAUGCCACGAUAGAAAGGGACACUACUGAUGGUACUAGAGAUAGGGCAAACAUCUUUAGUGAAUCUCUGAUGAAGGAGACGGCUCUGGUGGAAAUGUCCCGGAAUAAGAGUGACACGGAGCUUAAUAACAGAGAGAUUGAUAGCCCACCAGAUAAGAAAUCUGAUAAAGAUAAUUCAGAUGAUUGGCUUCGAAUUGGAGACAAGAAUGACAAGAGCAAGGAAACACGCAAUAGGCAAGUGAUGGUUGGUGUUGUUACUGCUGCUUUGGGCACUUCUGCACUCUUGGUGAAGCAACAGGAAAUGGGCAAAGGCAAUGAGAAUGUUGGAAUUUCAUCAGAGUCCUUUAAGGAGGAAGGAACUCAUAAAAAGGAGCUUGGAGAAGUAUCAUCUGAAAAGGACCAUACGAACCUAGUAACAAGCCUUGCUGAGAAAGCAAUGUCGGUUGCUGCUCCUGUUGUGCCUACAAAAGAUGGUGAAGUGGAUCAAGAAAGACUGGUAGCAAUCUUGGCAGAGUGGGGUCAGAGAGGUGGACUGCUGAGGCUGGUUGGAAAAGUUGCUUUGCUUUGGGGUGGCUUACGUGGUGCAAUGGGUUUCACCAACAAGCUUAUUUCAUUUCUACAUAUAGCGGAACGUCCACUUAUUCAAAGGAUUGUUGCGUUUGUGUGCUUGGUUCUUGUGCUCUGGUCUCCAGUUCUUGUUCCAUUGCUUCCAAUUCUUGUGCAAAGCUGGAUGUCCCGUAGCCCCUCCAAGAUUGCUGAAGUUGCCUGCAUUGUUGGCCUGUAUGCUGCCGUGAUAAUACUUGUUAUGCUGUGGGGCAGGAGAAUCCGUGGCUAUGAAAAGCCAUUUAGGCAAUAUGGCCUGGAUUUGACCUCAUCGCAGAAGGUCCAUGAUCUCUUGAAGGGCUUGGUAGGGGGAGUGAUGCUCAUUCUGGCAAUACAGAUCCUGAAUUCUUCUAUAGGUUGCACCAACUUUUGUUGGCCUCCUGGUCUCCGUUCACCUUCUUUAGAUCCUAUAGCAAAGCUCAAGGCUUACACAAAAGUUCUUUCACUGGCUGGUCAAGGAUUUGUGGCUGCAAUUGCCAUUGCAGUCGUAGAAGAAUUGCUUUUCAGGUCUUGGCUUCCUGAAGAAAUUUCUGCAGAUCUUGGGUAUCACUGGGGCAUUAUUCUCUCUGGACUGGCGUUCUCUUUGCUUCAGAGACCUUUUUGGGCACUUCCUGGUUUAUGGCUCUUGUCAGUGAGCUUGUUCGGGAUUCGGCACAGGAACGAAGGCAACCUUUCCAUUCCCAUAGGACUGCGUGCUGGGAUAAUUGCUUCGAAUUACAUCUUACAAAGAGGCGGGUUUCUAACUUUUGCACCUAAUGCGCCUUUCUGGAUUGUGGGGACCCACCCUUUCCAGCCAUUCAGCGGGGUGGUUGGUCUCUGGUUUGCUCUUGUAAUGGCAAUAAUUUUCUAUCCAAGAGAAUGCAGCAUGAAGCAGCAGCAGCUCACAAGGACAGUUAGGGAAUGACCGCACAUUUUCAUAAGAUGGUUGUCGUGGUACUCAUUUACGAAGAAUGUUACAUUUAUGGUCAGCAAACAGUCCAGAUAAAGCUCGAAUCAAGCUUGUUUGGCUUAAUUGAGGCUGCCACAGAUUGAGAAUCACUGACUUCUAGAACUGGCUCGUGAAAGAAUGAACAAAUCAAUGAGCUGCUCCACAGUGUCAUGGAACAGCUUGGUCACAAUCUCGUGCCGAGAUUCAAGUCAAAACCUUGGUGCCACUAAUCGGGGAGCAACUCGGUUUAGAUAUAGAAACCAAUUUUGGGAAUCCACAUUUUUCUGUAUAGGUAUAGAUUGUGUCUGCUGAUCUCUGUAAUUAUGGCCAAACGCCUGUAUAGGUUCUCUCCAAUUCCCGCAUGUGCAGUUGAGGUGUAUAGCUAAAGGUCAGUGGAGUGAAUGAAAAGAUGGCCAUGGCAAACGGAAAACGUGUAUGCUAUGAUAUCAUUGCGCGGGGUAUCCUCAGUUUCUCUCUGGGAAAGUUCCUUUUUUUUUCCCCCCCUUUUAUGUAUUUGUUAAUUGUUUA
Messenger RNA from Punica granatum (pomegranate), 5951 nucleotides. NCBI's taxonomy places the organism in Eukaryota, Viridiplantae, Streptophyta, Magnoliopsida, Myrtales, Lythraceae. The record is from RefSeq and is a predicted model, not a curated record.